This is a messenger RNA of Cladophialophora bantiana CBS 173.52, 411 nucleotides long. RefSeq names its product histone H3. Gene Ontology annotation, cellular component: nucleosome. The coding region runs from base 1 to 411 and encodes 136 amino acids. The record is from RefSeq and is a predicted model, not a curated record. Gene Ontology annotation, molecular function: DNA binding; structural constituent of chromatin; protein heterodimerization activity. Gene Ontology annotation, biological process: rRNA transcription. NCBI's taxonomy places the organism in Eukaryota, Fungi, Ascomycota, Eurotiomycetes, Chaetothyriales, Herpotrichiellaceae. The transcript has 3 exons.
AUGGCUCGUACCAAGCAAACUGCUCGCAAGUCCACUGGUGGCAAGGCCCCAAGAAAGCAGCUCGCCUCCAAGGCCGCUCGCAAGUCUGCCCCAAGUACUGGAGGUGUCAAGAAGCCCCACAGAUAUAAGCCUGGUACCGUCGCUCUCCGUGAGAUUCGUCGCUACCAGAAGUCCACUGAAUUGCUCAUCCGCAAGCUUCCCUUCCAGCGUCUUGUUCGUGAAAUCGCUCAAGACUUCAAGUCCGACCUUCGAUUCCAGUCAUCCGCCAUCGGCGCUCUUCAAGAGUCCGUUGAGGCAUACCUCGUCUCUCUCUUUGAGGACACCAAUCUGUGCGCAAUCCACGCCAAGCGUGUCACCAUCCAGUCCAAGGACAUCCAGCUUGCCCGUCGUCUCCGUGGUGAACGAUCUUAG